AGAGAGAGAUUAUCAUCAUGGUGACAAUUCGAUCCAGUUCGGCGAGACGGCCGUCAGAAACAACCAUAUCCUCAGCCGGCUAGGCCGAAUUUGCCAGCACACAAUCAGUUUUCAACCUCAUUCUUCUGUGAAUCUCUUUAAAAGGCUCUUCUUUGGAGGACUCAGUCAUAUAUAUAUUAAUUCUUUUGCUCUACUGUUUUCCAUCGAUAUCACCUUCCUUUGGAUUUUCAUGGCGAAACUAUCACGGAAGAACAAUGCCAGCAGCAAUUUGAUCAGCAACCACCUUGGCGUCACUAACACGGGGGUGACCACGAAAGUGAAACGAACAAGAAGAAGUGUCCCCAGAGACUCUCCUCCUCAACGCAGCUCUGUAUACCGAGGAGUCACUAGACACCGGUGGACUGGCCGGUACGAAGCUCACUUGUGGGACAAGAAUUGUUGGAACGAGUCGCAGAACAAGAAGGGAAGACAAGUAUAUCUGGGUGCUUAUGACGAUGAAGAAGCAGCAGCACAUGCUUAUGAUUUAGCAGCAUUGAAAUACUGGGGUCAAGACACGAUCCUUAACUUUCCGUUGGCAACGUAUGAGAACGAAAUGAGAGAAAUGGAGGGUCAAUCGAGGGAAGAGUAUAUUGGAUCGUUAAGGAGGAAAAGCAGUGGUUUUUCCCGCGGAGUUUCUAAGUACAGAGGCGUUGCCAGACAUCAUCACAAUGGAAGAUGGGAAGCUCGGAUUGGCAGAGUUUUCGGCAAUAAAUAUCUGUAUCUUGGUACUUAUGCUACUCAAGAAGAAGCUGCCACGGCUUAUGAUAUGGCGGCUAUAGAAUACCGUGGCCUUAACGCCGUCACCAACUUCGAUCUCAGCCGUUAUAUAAAGUGGCUUAAGCCUAAUUCCAACGGCAACAAUAUUAUUAAUCUUAGCGAUCAAUCUAACUGUGAUCCUAACGGUAAUGUGGCAACCUUAACGACAUCAAACCCUACUCAAGAGCAUAGGUUCAGCUUCUUCCACAACGUCCAGCUUGAUCAGGACUCGUUCGACGUUAUUAAUGGCGGAGAAGAAGGCACGCUGACUCAGCCCCAUCCGGCAAACACGGCGACAUCUGCCACGUCAGCUCUAGGUUUGCUGCUUCAGUCGUCCAAGUUCAAGGAAAUGGUGGAGAUGACGUCCACGGCAGAUUUGUCGGCGCCGGAGUCCGAGAUGCCGACGCAGUGCAGGUUUCCCGAUGAUAUUCAGACAUACUUUGAGUGUGAAGACUCCAACAUGUACAGUAAGGGGGAAGGGGAUGAUCAUUUCCUGUUCAGCGAUCUCAACUCAUUCGUGCCUCCUCUGUUCCACUGUGAUGACUUUGAAGCCUGAAAGAUACAUACAAAGAAAAUAAAGAACUUUGAUCUGAUUAUUGAUUGAUAUUAUUGUCAUUAUUUUGGACUGGUAUACGUAGAAAUUAUUUUUCUAGCUG
This is a messenger RNA of Neltuma alba, 1451 nucleotides long. Its product is annotated as AP2-like ethylene-responsive transcription factor At1g16060. Lineage: Eukaryota; Viridiplantae; Streptophyta; Magnoliopsida; Fabales; Fabaceae. Bases 230 to 1351 code for a protein of 373 amino acids. Gene Ontology annotation, biological process: regulation of DNA-templated transcription. The record is from RefSeq and is a predicted model, not a curated record. The transcript has 8 exons. Gene Ontology annotation, molecular function: DNA binding; DNA-binding transcription factor activity.